Suillus subalutaceus is the source of this 590-nucleotide messenger RNA. RefSeq lists its product as uncharacterized. The record is from RefSeq and is a predicted model, not a curated record. NCBI's taxonomy places the organism in Eukaryota, Fungi, Basidiomycota, Agaricomycetes, Boletales, Suillaceae. Bases 191 to 496 code for a protein of 101 amino acids. The transcript is spliced from 5 exons.
CUCGUUUCCCCUUACGGAAAAAUAUCGUUUCGUCUUUCAGUAUCCCUGCAAUUACACCCGCUGACAUUGACCCUUGGUAAUAGUGGAAAGGGUGGGGAACGGUUUGGGCAUUCCUUCACAUUCCUUACUUUCCCACCUCCACGUACAAGAUCACCCUUGUCAGUCCACUGAGCGCCUCUUUACUGUCCAUAUGUCGGGCAAUGACACUGAGACUGAACCCUACCUGUUCGUCGAGAAAUGUGGCUCCACCCGAGGGAAUCCAAUAUAUGUAAUCACAAACGCUAUCAACGGUUAUGCGAGUAGGACGAGGGAAAUUAGAUGUAUGGAUUUAGGUGGCGAAGCUCUCGGUUCUUACAAGGCUCGCCAAGGAGGCUGUACGCAUAUACAGUUUUUCAAUCAGCCUGAAUAUCUCAACUGUACUGGGUGUGGCAUGGAGUUUUCCAAAGUAAUGCUUCGCCAGAAUGCCUACAUCGAGAUCAAAGGCCUCCCUUCCUAACACCUCCAAUGCUCGGUCACCAUUCUCAUCCGCUAUGAUCGCUAUCCUCGUUGCUCUGUGGAACAGAUAUAAAUAUCUAUACCUGGAAUAUUCC